Molecule: messenger RNA, 1041 nt
Organism: Camellia sinensis
Lineage: Eukaryota; Viridiplantae; Streptophyta; Magnoliopsida; Ericales; Theaceae
Source: RefSeq, a predicted model, not a curated record
AUGGUUCAACCUCCCGGCUUUGUUGAUCCUUCUCACCCACAGUUGGUCUGUAAACUUCAUAAGGCUUUGUAUGGCCUCAAACAGGCACCUCGAGCUUGGUAUUCUACAUUUUCUUCCUUUCUUCUCUCUCAAGGCUUUGUCAUGAGUCAAUGUGACCACUCGUUGUUUGUUCACAAAACUUCUUCCACAAUUACCUACUUGCUCAUUUAUGUUGAUGACAUACUUCUCACUGGAAAUGACUCUGUUUAUAUUCAAUCCUUGUUAACCCAUAUGCACCAGGCUUUCUCCCUGAAAGAGUUGGGUUCUCUUUCCUAUUUUUUGGGCAUUUCUGUUACCUCUUCUUCCCUUGGUUUCUUUCUUUCCCAGCAUAAAUAUGCUUCUGAACUCUUGGUCAAAGCUGGUAUGGUGGCUUGUAAACCUUGUGCCACCCCAGUUUCUAGCAAGCCUUCUUCUUCUGCUGCUGAUGUUCUUCCUUGCUCUAAUCCCUUUCUCUAUCGCAGUCUUGUUGGCGGUCUUCAAUAUUUGACUAUUACUCGGCCUGAAUUAGCCUAUGCUGUGAAUCAAGCUUGCCAAUUUAUGCAUUCUCCUUCUAAUGCCAAUUUUUCUGCUGUCAAGCGGAUUCUCCGCUAUGUUAAGGGUACCUUGUCUCAUGGCCUUACCUUUUCUCCUAGCUCCUUUCAGUUGCAGGCUUUCACAGAUUCCAAUUGGGCUGGUGAUCCUUUAGACCGGCGUUCUACUUCCGGCUAUUGCAUUUUUCUUGGGUCCAAUCUCAUCUCCUGGUCUUCUAAAAAGCAGGCUACUGUAUCUCGUUCGUCCACUGAAGCCGAAUAUCGGGCUUUAGCUCAUACUGCUGCUGAGGUCACUUGGUUGCAAAUGCUCUUAACUGAGUUUGCUAUUUCUCUUCCCUCUCCUCCUAUCAUUUGGUGUGAUAAUCAAUCUGCUCUUUCCCCCUUGCUACCAAUCCAGUUUUCCAUAGUUGAUCCAAACACAUCGAGGUCGAUUGCCAUUUUGUGCGAGAAAAGGUUGCUGCCCAUCAGUUAG